GCCAUUUAUUGAUAGUCAAGACAGGGAGCUGUGUACUACUAGACUCUUAAAAACGGCAUGAUUUUCUAAUGAGUCUCCUCCGUUCAUCGGAUUGACUCGUCUGUGCAAUUAAGCACCGCCUCUUUGAGCUUCGAGUUCGCUGUCUUCCUCACUCCCAUCCGAUUGAUCGAUGCGGCGUUCUCGUUUCGUUGUCCAAGUUUUCUCCGACGCCGCACUCUCUGACGCCUCCACUACUUGUGCUCCCAUCGUCUUCAUGUGUAGUCGCCCUCUGUACGGAGGUGGCCGAGGGCGGGGGAGAGGCCGAGGCGUCAAAAGUUUCUCCGAUCGCCCGUACGACGACGCGAGAAGAGAUCAGCUCGUCACUGGAGACUCGCAUUUCCAGUCAGUUCAUGACGCCAAUCUCGGGUUCCGGCAUGGAAACAGAGGCUCUUCACCGAAUUUCGAUCCUCGUCGUUACAACCAUGGGCAGCAGCAACCGCCGUUCAAUCAGAACUACGAAUUUCGGCCUCCGCCUCCUCGAGGCCAAUGGCAACAGUUCCAUCAACCUAACCAUUCGCCGUCCAGUGAAAGCUACUCGGCUUGCCCUCCCCCUCCGUUCUAUCAAAACCAGAUGUCUCGGCCGCCUCCGCAGCGGAGCUUCCGUCAACGGCCACGGUCAAAGCCCUCGGAUUACCGAGAGUGGGAAUAUGCUAAAACGGCGCCGCCUCAUGGGUCCGAAAAGUUUGUUGUUCUAUCGUAUAACAUCUUGGCGGAUUACCUUGCAAAUGAUCACUGGAGAAGUCUUUACUUUCACAUUCCGAGGAAUAUGUUGAGUUGGGGAUGGAGAAAGAGCAAAUUAGUGUUCGAACUUGGCCUAUGGUCUGCAGAUAUAAUGUGCCUCCAGGUUAUAGUUCCUGCGAUUGUUUAUGAAGUCGAUAGAUUUCAGGACUUAGAGGAAGAGAUGAAGCUCCGGGGAUAUAGUGGAAUUUGGAAGAUGCGGACGGGUAAUGCUGUUGAUGGCUGUGCAGUAUUUUGGCGAUCAAAUAGAUUCAAGUUGGUUCACGAGGAAAGCAUCCAGUUCAAUCAACUUGGUCUCCGGGAUAAUGUUGCUCAGAUAUGUGUGCUUGAGACACUGUUGAAUUCACAAACAAAAGAGAAUGAGGCAUCUCCAUCUGAAAGCUGUUCCCGCCGAGUUGUCAUUUGUAAUAUUCACGUGCUUUUUAAUCCUAAAAGAGGAGACUUCAAACUUGGUCAGGUCAGAACAUUCUUAGAGAGAGCUCAUGCUGUUUCGAAACUCUGGGAUGAUGCGCCUGUUGUUCUAUGUGGGGAUUUCAAUUGUACACCUAAGAGUCAUUUGUACAACUUUAUUUCGGAGCGGAAGCUGGAUUUAUCUGGUUUGUCCCGAGACAAAGUUUCGGGGCAAGUUUCUGCUAAAUAUAGUCCACCAAGGCCAGAAAUGUACACAACAAGGCCUAUUCAAUUUUCUAGCUUUCAGCCCGCCAAUAAAUCUCCACAAGGCCAAGUUCAACCACGAGAUUCGAUUGCAAAUGCUCGUAUGGAAAAUAACUCCAACAUAGAUGUUACAAUUCUUGCUGGUCACGAAGCCACCUCCAGCUCUGAAGAAGUAUUACCUGACGAGAAUGUGGCCUCAGGUUGUAAUCUAGGAAGAGAAAAUAGAAAACCUGAUGACUCCGGGGAUCUCUCGAUAGCUGAAGUUCUUUAUUCAGUAACCAUAUCAGAUCCAGAACCUCCACAUGCUUCCAAUGCUAAAGAAUAUUCGAGAGAAAAACUUUCAGCAAGUUCUGUUUUAUCAGCGACAGAGAAUUCUCCUGAGGAAAUUGUGUCCAAUUCUCAUAAUAUUUCGUCUAGUAUCUCCGCCAAGGUUGACACUUUGGCCGAGAUGAAACUAGAUGACUCAACAUCGGACGAAGCAGUUGCAUUCGCGCAAGAGGAAGAGGGUAUAGGUGAAGAUGGGGAAACCUUUUCGGCUAAGCUACACAAUAAUAACUUAAGUCAAAAAGAGGAACUUGUGACAGAGGAAGAGGGUAUAGGUGAAGAUGAGAAAAUCACUUAUAAUCCGUCCUCUUGGACUCCAAUGGAGAUAGCAACUGCAACAGGCGACCCAGAAAGAACGACAGUUGAACACGCCAUGGAACUUAAAAGCACUUACUCGGAAAUUGAGGGUAAAGCGAACACAAGAGAUGAAAACGGAGAACCUGCAGUGACCAGUUAUCAUAGACGUUUCAUGGGGACAGUUGACUACAUAUGGCGGUCGGAAGGUUUACAAACGGUGCGUGUGCUUGCUCCAAUCCCGAAAGAAGCAAUGCAGUGGACACCAGGCUUCCCGACUCCAAAAUGGGGAAGCGAUCACAUUGCUCUGGUUUCAGAGUUGGCCUUUUGCAGCGGCAAGAGUUGUCCGCCCAAAAGCUAAAUAUUAAACAUGUGGAUACUUAAUAAGAAGCGUUAUGGAAGAUUAAAAUCAUAAUAAUCUUUUUUAUCGGUUUCUUUUUUCGUUUUAAAAACAAAACAAGCAGGUGAUGUAGGAAGAUUGGGUUGUUCUUGUUCCGACUUCCUUGUGCUUGUUUUGCUUUUCGAAAUUUAUUUACAAGUUGUUGACCAAAACAAGAGAGAGAGAUUAUUUUUUAAAGGUUUAAGUAUCUUCAGCUCUAGAAUGUGUUCUGCGUGCUGGAAAGAACAUGUGAUUCUUAUCUCAAUUAUGUGAUUCUCGAUUAAAUAAUAAAGAGAAGAGGAAUGGAUGAAAC
This is a messenger RNA of Thlaspi arvense, 2741 nucleotides long. NCBI's taxonomy places the organism in Eukaryota, Viridiplantae, Streptophyta, Magnoliopsida, Brassicales, Brassicaceae. The record is from the annotation of a GenBank genome assembly.